CACACAUUUAGGAUAAAGGAGAGCCUAACCGCCUCCUUCACCGCCUUCCAACAUGGCGGCGCCCAUUGCGCGGUCAUGCUGCAGUGUUAGUCUAUUGAAAUCACACUUCCUAUACAGAAAGACCACUUUAACUUCUUAUCUGAGAGUUUUAUUUCACACUUCCGCAUCCACACGAACCGGACUCCUCUCGACCCUAUAUAACCGGGGCAUUCUGAAGGAGGCGUUCCCGGAGAAAGCGGCUCAGGUCGAGUUACCGGAUCUGCUCCGGUCCGGCCCGCAGACCGUCUACUGCGGCUUCGACCCGACAGCGGACAGCCUGCACGCCGGCAACCUGCUCGCCAUCAUCGGCCUGCUGCACUUCAGAGACGCGGGUCAUGACAUUAUCGCGCUCCUCGGCGGAGCCACGGCGCGGAUCGGCGACCCGAGCGGGAAGACGGCCGAGAGAGAGCGACUCUGCCCGGCCACGGUGGAGCGCAACGCCCGCGGGAUCCUGGAGGACCUCCAGCGGAUCUUCACCAACCACGAGCUUUAUUUCAGCUCAGACCCGAGCAGACUGGGUCGGGUGACUGUGUUGAACAACUCGAGCUGGUAUAAGGACAGACAGGUGGUGGAGUUUUUAUCGGAGGUGGGCAGGUACUUCCGGAUGGGCACGAUGCUCAGCAGACACAGCGUGCAGACGCGACUGCGCAGCGCAGACGGCAUGAGCUACGCUGAGUUCUCUUAUCAGCUCUUCCAGGCCUUUGACUUCUAUCAUCUGCACCAGCUGCACGGCUGCAGGAUCCAACUGGGCGGAACCGAUCAGCUGGGAAACGUCAUGAGCGGCCACGAGUUCAUACACAAAAAGACAGGGGAGGACGUGUACGGUUUGACCAUUCCUCUGGUGACCAGCUCAGUGGGAGAUAAACUGGGGAAGACGGCUGGUAACGCUGUCUGGCUGAGCAGAGAUAAAACAUCGCCCUUUGAGUUCUACCAAUACUUCCUCCGCCUGCCCGAUAACAGCGUAGAGGGGUAUCUUAAAUUGUUCACUUUUCUACCGCUGGCUGAAGUGCAGAAGGUUAUGGAACAGCAGAGACGAGAGCCGGGCAAGCGGACCGCUCACAAACGUCUGGCCGCUGAGGUCACCAAACUGGUCCACGGUAAAGAGGGUCUGGAAAGUGCCAAGAGAUGCACAGACGCUUUUUAUCACAGUGAUAUUCAGGCUCUGGAACAGAUGAGUGACGUGGAAUUACAGGAGCUGUUCCGAGAGGCUCCGUUUCAGGAGGUUUUUCUGGAUCCGGGAUCGACUGUAUUAGACGCCUGCAGGAGGGCAGAAGCCAUUCCUGAGGGUCCCCGCGGGUAUCAGAUGAUACAGGAUGGUGGUGUUUGGAUGAACCACCAGAGGGCAGUAAACCCAGAGCAGAUUCUGAUUCCGGGUCAGCACAUCCUGGCGAAUGGACUCAGUCUGAUCCGAGUGGGCAAGAGGAACUUUUACAUCCUCAAGUGGCUCAGUAUGUGAUUUAUUAACCAUCGUCCGGUCCACCGAUGCCUUCCAGACAUCCAUCCAUCCAGAAAUGUGUCCAGAAUGUGAAAUAAUCAAUGCGCACUUGAGUUUUCCAGUGGAUGCUGUGUUUAAUAUGACAUUAAUAAUAAAACAGUCGUGUAAUUCUGAA
Triplophysa rosa is the source of this 1649-nucleotide messenger RNA. It is a transcript of the gene yars2, whose product is annotated as tyrosyl-tRNA synthetase 2, mitochondrial. Gene Ontology annotation, biological process: tyrosyl-tRNA aminoacylation. Bases 53 to 1495 code for a protein of 480 amino acids. Gene Ontology annotation, molecular function: ATP binding; RNA binding; tyrosine-tRNA ligase activity. The transcript has 5 exons. NCBI's taxonomy places the organism in Eukaryota, Metazoa, Chordata, Actinopteri, Cypriniformes, Nemacheilidae. Gene Ontology annotation, cellular component: mitochondrion; cytosol. The record is from RefSeq and is a predicted model, not a curated record.